AUGGCUGAUCGACCCAAGACCUCGAGGCACUCGCGCCAGGCAAAGCAACCGAAAAAUGCAAAGCAGAACGAGCAGGCGCAGGCAACCCCUUCCAAGCCGUCAGAGACGCCGAAACUGGCGAAGAAGCCGGAACAGGUUGGGAAGGCGCAGCAGCCCAUGGAGGGAGAGCAACAACAGCCACAGAUGCCCAAUGUGGAGGAUGUUUGGACUGAGGCUCAGAAGAUCCGCAAGCUCUUGAGCUCGCAGGUUGCGAAGCUCCGACGUGAGGAGGAUGUGAGCAACAUUCCACGGUACGAGAAGUUGGCCGAGAUCCUUGCCCAUUUGCGCCUGCUCUGCGUGCAGACCCUCUUCAUGGACUACAUCUAUGCUGCCAAAGAAAACGUCGAGGAGACUCUUUGGCAGGCGCACGUUCUGGUCAACAGCGAGUAUCGCAAUUCACUCAACCGAGUCCGAACAGCCCAGCUCGCAGUGCUUAAGAGCAAGCUCGAGACGCCCUACGUCCGGUUCCUCAAGCUUUCCCAGCGCUUCUACGAGGAAUACAUCCGGCGCCUUGCCAAUCGAUACGGCAUUCCUGAAUUGCAGGUGGCUGCUAGACGCAUCUCGUCCGAACAAAAGGAUGCCGAAGACUCCAACAGUGGCAACGGCGGGAAGGACCGAACCAAUGAUGUCCCUUCAUCCAUCCGUCUCAUGGCCCUCCAUUCUUGCUACAUGACUCUCAUCCGCCUAGGCGAUCUGGUUCGGUACCGACUCCAGGUCCGCCACAACAAGAAGCCCAGUACCCAUCUGGCUUUGACUUAUUACGAACUUGCUCACGAUCUUAAGCCGACCGUGGGCCACGCUCACCACCAGAUGGCCAUCAUCUACCUGGAUGAGAAGCGUGACUUCGACAUUGUCUACCACUUCUUCCGGUCUCUCGCUAUUGAAGAACCCCAUCCGCGCGCUACCAACAACCUCGAGCUCCAGUUUAAGGCAACCCUCAGCUCUGUCAAGUCUGGCAUGCCCAAGCAAUCCGGCCCUUACGAUCCUCUCAUGAUGUGGUUCCUCAGGCUUCAUGCCUAUUGUUACCGUGGAGAGCCUUUCCCCCAGCAGCGCGAGCUGGAGGCUGAGGUCAUCCAUCGCCUCGAUGCCGCUAUUAGAGAUCCUGACGCAAGCGCGAUGCUUCUGAAGAUGGUACUUAUCAAUAUGGCCGCUUACUAUGUGGCUACACAGUCGGUCAAGGAAAACGAGGCCUCGCUCUACCCGAAGAAUAUCUUGCGCCUCAAUUUCCUCUUCUUCGGCACUAUUUUGAACAUCUUCAAGACAGAGCUGGAGACCUUGAAGGUUGAGCGCAUCGACUGGGAGGACGCACACGCCGGCAAGGAUUUGUCGGACAACAACAGCACGCGGCCCCAGUCGACUCCGACAGAGCUUGUGAUCCUUCCGCUCGUGCGCCUAUACACAUCUUGGCUCGUUGCCUGCCGCGCUGAAGUUGGCGUAGCUUCACCGAAUGUGCCCGUUGAGCAAGUUGGGAAGCUGCUUGCUGAAUGCCUCAGCCUCAUCGCUGAGCUGCACGGCGGCGACGGCUUGAGCCUCGCACCCCACAUGCUUCCGGAAGACCACAUGGCCAUUGGUCUUCUCCCCCUCAACGAUCCGACACUCGAACCGAGAUGCCGUUUAUCGUUCAACCAGGAGCUCAACGUGGUGAAGCCCCUGUGUGACUACUAUGAUGGCAAACUCUUGGAAGGCUGGGAGGCUGGCCUUGCCCGCAUGCUGGAUGUUCUUCUCUGUGGCUAUGCCUUGACCGAGGAUUCAGCACUUCCGUUCGCUUUCCAUGAGGAUCGACUUGUCUUCACUUACGGCGAGGUCGUUCCGACCACCCAGGAGACUCAAGCCUCCCCUCAGCAGUACGGUACUCAAGAGCCCUCUCAGUCAGCUGGAUACGUCAAGAAUCCCGAGAGCGUUAGACAGCCUGCUGCUGGUGACAGCCGACCUUCGCUUGAGGUGGCCCCAAAUGACGCCAGCAGCAAUUUGGUCAAGGGUUCAAAUGCAGCGCACGAGAGUGGCCGCAACGGAUACGUCAGUGGCAAUUGUUACGGCCCGAACACAGUGCCUAUCCAGCCAAAGAACGCAACCAUGAACACAACUGAAUAUGACUUCAGCGAGAAUAGCGAGGUCAUGAAUAUGGUAAACGAUUUCAUGCAACCCCCGGAUGCUCACUCAGGCAUGGACAACUUCCCUGCGUCUGCUCAGCAGGAACACGAUGAUUCAUCCUAUGGAAUGCACUCUGCCACUGCUAACGAAGUCUUUGGCGGUGCGCGCCCCAGAGACCCGUCUGCUUUCGGCGCUGCAAGUGCCAGCGCCUUUCCUGCUCUGCCCUGGAGCAUGGUCUAUCAGCCUACCCCUAACACGAGAUCUGCGGAGCUUGCACGCCCGGAUGUAUUCUCCAAUCCUGCUCUUGCCAACCACGAUGGUCAAGAUUUCGGCGGUGCAUUCAGCAACAUGAACCUCCAGGGACACCAGGUCGGCAACGGCAGGGUCCACAGCCUUGCAGAACAAUAUCCGCAAUACGGCCCCCUGUCGCCCGACGUUGGUCUCGCAGCCCACCGCGCCCGCCUGCUCCAAGCCUUCGAUGUUCCCAAGGCCACGUCUCGCUCGGCCAGCCAAGAUUACACGGCUGCCGGCGCCGACGCUUGGCCUCGCGCCUUGCCGCCGACCAACGGUCACGGAAGCCAAGGCGGCCGUUCCAUGUCACACUCUCAUGGCUACGGUGGUUCGCGCUCGACCCUCGCCAAUGCCGACAAGCAGGAGCAGCAGCUCUUCUCGCACGAAGGACACUUUCCUGGAUCGAGCAUGGCAUUCUCGCAAGCCAGCAGCCUCUUUCAGAGCACACCCUAUAACUGGGACCCCAAGUUCGGCCCCCUCACGGCCUUUGGCCGCGGCAGCCUCCAGGGCACGGAUGAUCCGACCCAUUACAAAAACCUGAUUAGGAGCAGCGCCAACGAGACGGACGCCUACGCUGGCAGCUAUGACCAGAUGGUCCUCCAGGCUGCGCGGAGAGGCGGCGACGACGACGAAAGCCAACGUCGCGCCCGCUAG
Molecule: messenger RNA, 3075 nt
Organism: Verticillium dahliae VdLs.17
Lineage: Eukaryota; Fungi; Ascomycota; Sordariomycetes; Glomerellales; Plectosphaerellaceae
Exons: 4
Coding region: 1-3075 (1024 amino acids)
Biological process (GO): nuclear-transcribed mRNA catabolic process, nonsense-mediated decay
Cellular component (GO): telomerase holoenzyme complex
Molecular function (GO): telomerase RNA binding; telomeric repeat DNA binding; protein binding
Source: RefSeq, a predicted model, not a curated record